Molecule: messenger RNA, 1279 nt
Organism: Durotheca rogersii
Lineage: Eukaryota; Fungi; Ascomycota; Sordariomycetes; Xylariales; Xylariaceae
Product: Haloacid dehalogenase-like hydrolase-domain-containing protein
Exons: 3
Coding region: 117-1136 (339 amino acids)
Source: RefSeq, a predicted model, not a curated record
CAAGUUAUCUUCUGAUUUCUCAACCUCUGUGGAGUAGAAGUUGACUCGUGUUUUGUUGUCGAUGGUAGGACAUCGUUUUUCCGCGGAGCUAUAACAGUGUUCAGCAAGACGGUAUUAUGGGGGACGUGAACUUCUCACAGAACCGCCCUCGCGCCGUGGUUUUUGACCUUGGCGACGUCCUCUUCUCCUGGUCCGCCAAGACCACAACAACCAUUCCAGCGCGAAAGUUGAGAGAAAUUCUCUCGACACCAAUCUGGUAUAGUUAUGAUCGUGGUGAGAUAACUCGGGAUGCCUGUUACGAGCUCAGCGCUCAGAAAUUUUCGCUCUCGGCGGUUGAGAUUGCCGAGGCGUUUUCCCAGGCACGCGAGUCUCUCCAGCCUGAUGCUGCUAUCGUAUCGUUUCUUCAGGAGUUGAAAAAGGACCCUACAGUCAAAGUGUACGCCAUGUCAAAUAUUGGAAAAGAGGACUUUGAGGAACUCACAACUAAAAUCGAAUGGACGCUUUUUGACCGAGUGUUCACCUCAGCAGCCGCAGGCAAGCGGAAACCAGAGCUAGGGUUCUACCGCGAUGUCCUGGACCAUAUUGGUCUAACUGGCAGCCAGGUUCUCUUCAUUGAUGAUAAGGGGGAGAAUGUACAUGCAGCGCAAUCUUUGGGCAUUCGAGCAUUCGUCUUCGGGGAGUCGACGAUUCACCGGCUGCACAGAAUUUUUGAUAGUGCAGUCGGCAAGGGCUGGGGAUACCUGUUCCAAAAUGCGAAGCACUGCGACUCCGUCACAGACAGCGGAGUCUCGUUCAAGGAUAAUUUUGCGAAAUUGUUGAUUGCGGACUCAUUGCAGGACCAAACCCUCGUCGAUCUCAGUUGGGGAUCUAGGGAGACCUGGAAUUUCUUCGCCGACAAAAGCGCACUCAUCCCAGGAGGUUAUUUCCCAGACGAUUUGGAUACCACAUCUCUCGCCCUCACAGCUCUUCGGCCGUCAUCAGCCAAAAUGAUCUCGUCUGUUCUUGACACGAUGGCUAAAUAUGCCAAUGACGAUGGCAACUUCCAGGUAAGCCAUCCGUCCGUCAGCAUAGCCAGGGCGAUAGGAACGAGACCUCCUUCGCUAAUCGGCGCAACAGGCGUAUUUCGACUGGAAUAAAAGACGAACCGACCCCAUCGUCAACGCGAACAUCCUCGCCUGCUUUUACUCGUAUAAUCGCGGCCGCGAGUUCGAGCGCACCCUCCAACUCGUGCGUUCGACGCUACUAGACCGUUCCUAUCUAGGGGGGACCCGGUACUAUU